ACGAGAUUCUAGCUAUCGCAAGAUGGAAACAGACAUAGCCAAUAUGACUAGUGCAGAGAUCACGCAGUCCAUCACGGCUGCACAACUACGAACGGCAGAACUCGAGUUGAUCUACGAACGCUCUCUCCGAAAAGCUGAGCGCAUCUGCGACGAGGAAGGCCUGCGAGUUUUGCGUGUACAACUCCUUCUGACCCAACACGAAAAUGACAAACUUCGCGAACUAUCCGAACGCGAUGAGGACCAGCAGCACCACCUUGAGAAGACCAAUGAUGACCUACGAGCACAUCUUUCCGACGUCGAAGCUGAUACCCGAGAGACGCAGCUGGAAUUGAAGGCACGCCUGCGCGACCUGGACUACAUGAAAGCUGAGCUCGCCGAAUUAAGUGCUGCUAGUGCCGAGUCAAGCAAGAUCCUAUCCGAAAAGCUGGCUCUGACGAGGGAAUUAAAUAAAUUGAAGCCAGAGCUGGAACAUCUCAAGUCACAAGCUUGCACACAACAGAAUCUUCUAUCGGAGAAACUGGCAUUACAGCGCGAAUUAGCUUCUAUACAAGUCGAACUGGAAACGGAAAAGAGAGCUGUUCAACGCAUCACAGCACGAGAGCAUUCAGCUGCUCGUCAAGAUUCCACACUGCAAGGAGAAAUCGAGGAUCUGAAGAAAGAGUUGACCAAGGCCCAUCGAGAUCUGCAGAAAAAUGAACGGGAGAACAGAAAGAAGGUGGUUGAAUGGGAAGGUGAAAAGGAAAUACUUGAGGGCAAAUUGGACGCUUUCAGAAACAAGCUUCGGUCCACCAAGGAGCAGCUGAGCGAAGCACAAGAUGAAAUCGAAAGAUUGCAGGCUGAGAAGAUGGCCCAAUCUGCCGAGAUGACUCAAGCAAGAGUAGCUGGCAAGACGACAAUACUUGGUAAACGACCCAUCCCACGAUUUGAUCCCGAUAUGACCAUCGGCACACCCGGACAUGGCGCACCAGCAGCAAAGAAGCAGCGAGUCUCCGUCAACUUUGCAGACAAAUCCAACUUUUCGAUUACUCCAUUCCUUAAUCGCACAUUGAGCAUACUACCUGAGACUCCCGAGGACCAACAGCAACAAGAGGAAGAGGAUGCUCAAGUGAUGCAAGAGCCUGAGACACACAACGCAACCAAAAAGCCGAGAGCGGCGCCGAAAACAAAGACAGUCAGACUGAAGGAAAAGCCAGCUUCCUCGAGAAAGCAGACUACUAUUGGCAAGACAAAGGCAUCACCUGCACUGAAGGAAAGUACCAAUUCAAGAGCAAACACUACGCUGAAGAGACCACAAUUGGCCAAAUUGAUCGAAGAAGACUCCGACGUGGAGAAUGAUGGAGUAGCUGUACCUGGGGUCGCUACAGAGGACUUUGCAUCCAAGGACAUUGUCGAGAGUAUAGAAGGCUCUCAAAUGAACAGCGAUAGUGCCCCUGAACCUGCCAAGAAACCCAAAGGACCCAAGAAGCGGACAAAUAUCUUUGAGGAGGAAGAAUUUGCCCCGACUCAAAAGGUUAGAGAUCUUGGUCGAGGAGGGUCUGGCAACACCAGCAUUCUUGGACGAAUCAAUCUGAAGGCAAAUCCGGUAGGAAGACCCAAGUCACUGGCAGAAUUCUCGCCUCUUAAGAGGGAUCGAAGAGCUGCAAGUGUGGCCGUAUGAUGUUUGUGCCUGCGGGCUUGUGCUUUCAUUUGCUUGUAUGAACGGAAUAUCAUGUUAGAGAUGUUGGGAUGAACAUGGGCGCAAUAACAGGAUUGACCAUGAAAAAUUUUCCGCCAUAAAUACCAGGGUUAUGAUGAAC
Messenger RNA from Exophiala oligosperma, 1796 nucleotides. RefSeq lists its product as uncharacterized. The transcript has a single exon. Lineage: Eukaryota; Fungi; Ascomycota; Eurotiomycetes; Chaetothyriales; Herpotrichiellaceae. Bases 23 to 1657 code for a protein of 544 amino acids. The record is from RefSeq and is a predicted model, not a curated record.